Messenger RNA from Haliotis rubra (blacklip abalone), 451 nucleotides. RefSeq lists its product as uncharacterized. The transcript is spliced from 3 exons. The coding region runs from base 9 to 428 and encodes 139 amino acids. The record is from RefSeq and is a predicted model, not a curated record. Lineage: Eukaryota; Metazoa; Mollusca; Gastropoda; Lepetellida; Haliotidae.
UUUAUUGCAUGAUGAUGUUGCGCCCGACACUGGUCCUGCUGCUGGUGGUGUUGAUGCUUACCCCGGAGGAAGGGGAAGGAUGGUUAUGGGGCCGUAGGCGUCGGCCGGUCUACGUGAGAAAAACCACCAUAAACACAAACCGUUGCCACUGCAACACGGUUCAGAAGGACAUCAUCAAAUUGCUGAAGGAUUUCUUGAGAUCCAGAAAAUUGGGCAAACGAGAUGUUUCUACCUUGCUUGACGUUGAAGAGGAUGAUCCACUCCUGGAGAAAUUCAUGCAAAACUCAAUGAACAAACGUGAUGGUCUCGUUGGCACGGAGCAGUUGUUGGCGGCUGCACAGCGUGCAGCACAAGCGCCCCACAAGAGAAACAGCAACCACUGCAUGUGUGGCAGGAUGGUGUUGGAGGAAGCUACUCGCAUCAACUGAAGACGGAGAUAUGGCGGACAGUG